This is a messenger RNA of Stegodyphus dumicola, 734 nucleotides long. RefSeq lists its product as uncharacterized. The record is from RefSeq and is a predicted model, not a curated record. Lineage: Eukaryota; Metazoa; Arthropoda; Arachnida; Araneae; Eresidae.
CAUUUUUUAUGCAUCAUAUCCAAAAUUUUUAUUGUAGAAACUUGUAGUAAAUUAAUCAAAAAUUUAUAUCUAGGAAAUUUUAGGAAGCAGCUAUUAUCAUGGGAGAUGCUGAUUCACAACCUUUAAUACAGAGAAGACAAGAUGCGGAGGAUAUGAAUGCCCUUCUAGACAUUGUGGAGGAAAACUUGAAUCAUUUACAUCAAGCAAUACACGAUAUGGAGCAACGCAUCAUACGAACGUUUGAUUUUCAAGCAAAAUGUUAUGUGGACUUUCGGAAGUUUUUCUUAGCUAUGAACGUGCUCUUGAUUCUUUUGUUUGUAGCGACAGUCACAUGUUACAGCCUCGAGGAGCUAAUAAUGAAUAAUGAAACUCAGGAGUUUCUGAAUGCUACAGUUGUACUUCUUCUGAACAUGCUUGGCGGCAUUGCUGUUCCAUUAUAUCUUAGCGCCCUCUGGUCAAUAUAUGCCUUUAAUAUCCCAUGUGAUGUAUUCUUAGAUGAUUUUUCCAGUGACUUAGAUGAUAUCAAUGAAGAUGCGCCUAAUUCAGAUGUCAGUCGCGAAGAUUCGUCUACUAUCGAAAGUCGGGACUCGUUGAUUCUAUCCGAUGUGCUGGAUGAUGGCGAACUAUCAGAGACUGGUAGAAAUUUUACUCCAGAAGUAAAUCUUCUACAGUGCAAACAAAGCCAAGAUCUUUUAUCUUACUACAUAUAACACUGUACAUAUCUAGUAUCAAGC